Molecule: messenger RNA, 5045 nt
Organism: Cephus cinctus (wheat stem sawfly)
Lineage: Eukaryota; Metazoa; Arthropoda; Insecta; Hymenoptera; Cephidae
Gene: Ntan1
Product: protein N-terminal asparagine amidohydrolase
Exons: 11
Coding region: 1634-2566 (310 amino acids)
Biological process (GO): ubiquitin-dependent protein catabolic process
Cellular component (GO): nucleus
Molecular function (GO): protein-N-terminal asparagine amidohydrolase activity
Source: RefSeq, a predicted model, not a curated record
CGCGCUCGAGCAAAGGCGUAAGAUUUCAAUGAGAACUGCGAUAGAGGGAGCAGUGCGCAAGCGUUUCCAUGUGAAGACGACAGACAGCAAAUGCAGUCGGCAGUGCAGGCAGUGUGGCUGGCGAGUGUGGCCGUGUCGGGCCUUUAUUUUCCUGAUUUUUCUUCAACUGUCAGACGUUCUUCCUCGGUAUUAAAAAACCGGUAUACCUGGCGGACUUUUUGGGACAAGGACUGACCUAUCCUGUGCUCUCCUACAGGAGCACUGCCUCUUCUCUCCGGAUACGUAGCUUCCCCUGGAAGAAAAGAACGUAACUCGCAAAGGUGCUUUUCGCGUCGUUCCACGGUGCUCGCGUGUGCCACCAGUUGCGUAUUGCGUAACCGUGUUUGUAAAGGACAGCCACAUCUUCAGGUGCAUCACCCGAGUUUCUCCUCAUCGUAUUCCUGGAUCCGUUCUGGUGUAGUUCGAGGAAUAGCGUCAAAUUUUCUAGCACUGGGAAUCGUCAACUUUUUUUCACGCGUCACGAAUAUAUCUCGCUGAUUUUGAAAUUGAAUCGCUAAGACUCACCAGCUUCGCACUUCUCAAAGCUCAUCCCUUAUUUUCCUUUUCCUUCUUGCUUCCCUCUGGCUGUUACGGUCUGCUCCCAUAAAUCCCGUUUCUUGUACCAUGACAAAUUCCUUGGAAAACUUUUUAUUCCCCUUUUCUCGGUCAGUCUAACGCGUGGUUGUAAGACGCCACCUGUUUUUUGGGAUAAGGAACAUGUGGACUUAUCGCACGAAUGGAAUUUAUUUGAAAAUAAUUUUUUUUUACGAAAAAGCCUAAGUCGACUCCUUAAGAAGAGACGGAACUGAAAUCUUGUCGAGGAAGGUUAUGUAAAAAUACAGCAGAUUCUAAUUGUAGGAACGCUCACGGUUACCUUGACACUGAACCGCCCACGUGGCUCUGAAAAAGAGCCAACUGUGUCUUCAGCGUGAAAACAAAGAGCGAAGAGCGUACGAACUAUUUCUGUGCGCUUCAAGACUCCCUGGUUAUUGUGUCUGGCGAGUCGAAAAAGCGAGUACGGUCGACGACUAGAGUAAAAAAGAAGAGACGAGAGCGGAUAAAAAGAGGACGAAAGCAUGAAGGAAGAGGGAGAAAAAAAUAUAACAGACAGACGACUAAGAAAGUAUUGUACCAGAAGGAAGAAGGAUUAGGAGGCUCCUACGUGUUCUUGUAGACGUUCCCUAAGGCAAUGGGGAUACCACCUCAGUCUCGAUAACGGGAUAACCACGAAUCAUAGACCUCGUAAAUCAACGAUAACGACCGUAAUCCGAUAACAAAGCGACGGUAAUCAAAGUAGGUCUAGCAGACGAUUCAGGAGAAGAGGCUGAGGUCGAGAGUCGGCAGAGUGGAAUGAUAAGGAUCCUACAAUAGAUAAAUAUCUUCUGGAAUAAUCAUACCUGUCUUCCGUCCAGAUCCAGAUCUUCGCACUGUUCAACUGCAGCAGGAUUCGGACGUUGGUUUUAGGCCCGGGACGUCGAGGGCGACUGAAAGUCCCUAGGAUCUGGGGGAUUGUCAAUAGGGACGGGAUCGAUCAAGAAAAUGGCGGCAGGAACGUGUCCCUGGAUCUGAAGGAUUUCUCAAGAAAAACGUGAGAAUGGUCCUGGUGGUGAACGGGGUCCUGCAGGAAGAUGCCCCGGCUGAUAGCAGAUCGCUAUAUGCUGCUCACCCGAUAUAUCGUGAAAGUGCAGCGCAGCUGCACUCGAUGCCUGCAAAAUUGGUGGGACCAGUGGGUCUUCUCUAUGUUCAACAAAGAGAAAUGGCAGCAACCCUUCCUCAAGACAAGAACGUGAGCAUCCUGGGCUCGGACGACGUGACCACGUGCAUAAUCGUCGUCGUGAGGCAUUCGGGUUCGGGUGCGGUAGCAUUGGCACACCUGGAUGGCGCCGGGACGGAGGAUGCAGCGACGGCGAUGGUUCAGAGGGUCACGGAACUUGCCUUGGGUUUCCCGGAGGGACGUCUCGAAUUGCAGCUCGUAGGAGGUUAUUCCGAUCCUAGGAACUACUCCGAGGAAUUAUUUUAUAAUAUUCUGUCUGCCUUUCACAAGCAACCUGUAGAAAUUGAUCUGACGCUCUGCUGUAUCGGUGAAUUGAACACAACAGUAAGGGGCGGCAUACAUUGGCCAGUGAUAUAUGGUAUUGGCUUGAAUGUCAAAACUGGUGAAAUAUUCCCAGCGACAUUUCCUGACAAGGGUCCGGAUCAGGCAUUGAGAUGUGCCAGGCAUCUUACAGGAGGCCAACAGGUCUUGGACGUUUAUGACUGUACCCUGGGUCUCCUUAGAAUUGGACCCUUCAACUAUGACCCUCUACGGGGUGUGGACCUGUGGUUAGCACAGUCAGAUCAGUUUAUCCUUCAACAUUUGUCCACCUCACCGGAUGUAGAAUUGCCCCAUUUUGUCUCUCAGAUACGGGCAACUCUCAAGUACAUCCAAGACAAUCAGUUUCCUGCAGUCACCGUGUUCCGGGAUAACAGGCCGCAUUAUUAUCGUCGGGACGAAGGCACUGGCGUCUGGCAACCCAUAAGAUAUUAAAGCGACGAAUACGAGGAGAGUAAAAGAAAGGGAAAGAAAGCUACGAACAAAAAAAGCUAAUAAACUGAGAAAAAGUCCUUCUGAACUUUGCGAUACGUAUGGCGUGCAAUACAUUCCGCAUGUCUCGGAGUAACGUUAGAAUUUCACACGUCUUGCCAGUUGUCAUAUAGAUUCUUGUAUGUGUGCGUCGUAUUUCGAAGGAAUUUUCCUUUUGUAAAAAAUAACGACAUAAGAGCAGAAACGAGCUGAAUUGAAUUCUUGUCUACAUACAGAAGAACAUUGCUUUCUUGACAGAUAUAAUAUCCAGUUGCGAAAUGACAGAAAGAAAAAGAAAAAACUUUUCAUGAAAUAUUGGCUCGUUUCUAAAAAUGCUGAAUACGUUAAGCUCUGUUUAGUAGCGCCGGAUAUUAUAUACAUAAAAGAGAUAAAACGGCUAGUGCGAGACGCCAUUCUCAUAUACGUAGAAUUAGUGGAAGUUACUCCGUCGAUGAAUUAUCUUGUCAGAUUUUUUUAGCCGUGAAUGCGAAAGAAUGCGAGAGAGGAAGAAUGAAAGAGAGUGAUCGAGCGAGAGAGAGAGAGAGAGAGAGGUAUAGAGUGAGAUAAAAAUAAAAAGAGGAUGUUGAUUCGUUUAGGUUAUCGUUACGAGUAUAUAAAGAUAUAUAAAUAUAUUUCUUCUUAGUUGUGGAUAAGGAGGAAAUUCGCACAACGAAUAUUCCAUACUUGCCAUAAUUGCAAAUGGAGAGAAAAUAAAUACGACGUUAAGGAACGGUUAUCAAAUGACAGGAAGAGUGUUUUUACCGUGUUAGACACACCGAAAAAAAAAAUGAAUAGAAUUUUCGAGGGCAUGAAUGGAGGAUUUAAAAUUGAUGUAAAUAUUUCUUAAUGUGGCUGUCCAAGAAUUUUCUCUCUAGAAUUUCUUACGGAUGGCGAUAUAUAUUCGAGUGAAAGGUGCUAAUUUCCUGCUGUCCUGACAGUACUGUCGAUUCUCUCAAGAGGAUGAUUAACCCGCUGUUACUCUUUUUUUGCUUCUGCAAUGUUAUUCCACCGUUUUCUUGUAUUCGUUGUACGUACGUAGCUACCUUGAACCUAGUAGCACCUUUGCGUCUCUUUAUUUCUGUGUCCUCGUCGCGGUGCCGUAAGAAUGUCUAUACGACGAGUAGGACUGAGAAGAUAAUUGAAAUUUUACCUCGAGGAAAACUUUUGCCAUACUUCCUACGUACGUAUAUAUACAUGGAAAUAAAUGUAGAACAAACGGAAAUGAAAGCUUCUUAUGCAGCACGUUAGCUGCGAGUCCAACGAGACUCCAGGAAAUAUAAUAAGAUACUCCUUAAGGUUGGACGUUCAUCCAUCCGGCAAUAGAAUCGUAAAGUUUCGUGCAAUCCAUUGAAUAUUUAUGCGUUAGAAAAUAUUUCUUUACUGGAUAUAUAUAUACUUGAAUCGAUUCUCUGGGAUAAAGUCUGGUGCGUUAUUAAAAAGUUAAAAAAAAAAAAGAAAGUUCGCUGUACUAUCUGUAAUGUCCCUGAGAUGCUCUCUAGAUGUCUUUAGCGGGAUACUGUUUUGUGUCCUAACGUGGCUGUGUCAAUUCCUUUUUAAUUAUUUUUUUCUUUAAUAAAUUGUACCGGGCACGAGCGAGGACUCAAUGAGGAACUGAUGUUUAUCUGGGCAAUGUUGAACUAUAAGAAAAGGAACUAAACAAUGGAGAGAAUAGAAUUAAUGUGUUUACCUGUACUCCAGAAUAUUUAACUGUUACGAGUGGCUUGCAGAGGGUGCGCACUAAACUUGUUUAUGGAAUUGCGAACGCGAAUUAAAACUCUUUACAUACUUUCAGGACUCUAGUGAUAGAGGAGCUAUUUUAUGUAAUAUUAUUAACGAUAGCGAUUACGAUAACGUUAAUUAUGGAUAAUAACGAGUAAUAUUAAUAACGAUUAUUUCUAUGAAUCGAAGAGAUAUAUUUUUACUAUAUUUGUAAAGAAAAGUGUCACGUCGACGAAAAUCCCCCUUUAUCUUUUACUGUGUUAUAAUCGUUACGGGAAUAUUUAACAAUGUGUCAAAAUAGAGUACAAACCGAAAUUCAUUGCCAGAAUUGCGUAACAAUAUUGUAUCUCGCUCUAUCGCAUGCAGGCUAAACAGGGACACGACGAUACUCGUAUUACUGCUAGUGAAUUUCAGAAGGUAUCUAUUAACGAAACUAAUAAGACCUCCUUUCCGUCUCAAUUUUUUUAUUUCUCGACGUCCUCAGUAAAAACAAUAAAAAAGAGGCUAAAGUUACGCUUGACUCUUGUCAGAUAUGCCCGUGAAAUUGAUUUGGUUAAUUUUUUCAAAUUCUCUGUCCUCUCACCUAGCAUCCCCCGUUCCUGUAUCCGAUCGAGCCUCUCGACCCCUUCUCACCCUCUUUCGCUAGUUACGCAAAGGCGAAUUUUAUUUUAUAAUAUUAUUUGGUGAUAUAUUUAUAUAAUAAAUGAACGAUAGAUCAAACGCA